Messenger RNA from Dreissena polymorpha, 6646 nucleotides. RefSeq names its product telomerase protein component 1-like. The transcript has 48 exons. Gene Ontology annotation, molecular function: protein binding; ATP hydrolysis activity; telomerase activity. Lineage: Eukaryota; Metazoa; Mollusca; Bivalvia; Myida; Dreissenidae. The record is from RefSeq and is a predicted model, not a curated record. The coding region runs from base 161 to 6646 and encodes 2161 amino acids. Gene Ontology annotation, biological process: telomere maintenance via recombination. Gene Ontology annotation, cellular component: telomerase holoenzyme complex.
GUCAACUUUAUCAACUAAGCCAUUGACAACAACUCUAACAGCCAGCAAGACCUCUGGGCUGUCAUCCUUGACUGCAGGCUCCACCCUUCUGUCACAUGGCUCCACCUCUUCAAUUGGCUCCUCCCUGCUGAACAAAAGAUUGACAGCUGGUUCCACCCACAUGGGUAUAACCAAGGUUACACUUCAGUCUUCACUGACUGGUCCCUUAUCCAAUCUAAAGAGUUCAUUACUCAGCACCCUUGACCAGACAAGCGAUAAGGUCUCUACAACAACAAAACGUGUGGGUAAACCUAGUGCGAAAAAGGGCAGGAAGAAGGUGAGGCUGGCCAAGUAUGAGGCUCCGCCCCCUGAGUAUGAUUUUACCAAUGAGCUUCCGAGGGUGAAGAAAAUGAAGGUGGCCAAGUUUACUCCACCCACGUUAGAUCGCACGCUGAUGGCAGGUGCUAAGGUGCAUGAUGUUAAUGGAAUCAAGUUUGGCCUGGUAAAUGCUGUCAGUGGGUCGCUGAUAUGCCAGCCCAAUUUCCGCUUGGGUACGGACCUGACAAGGGUGACCUUGGUAACAAUGGCUGACCAGGUCAUCUGUUAUGACCCAGAGUUCAUUCUCAAGCUUGCCCUGUACAGUAGGAAACAGCUCAACAUUCGUACGACCAGCAACUUCCUGUUGGCUCUGGCCUCCCACAUGCCGGCCUGUCGGCCAUACCUGAAGAAGUACUUCAGUGCGGCCAUCGCCUUGCCAUCAGACUGGAUCGAGGUGGCGGAGAUAUAUUCGGCAUUCCCAGAGAAGACACUCCCCCUGGGCUCACUGCCAUCGGCUCUGAGGAAAGCCAUGGUGACAAAGUUCCCCGACUUCGAUAAAUAUCAGCUAGCAAAGUACAACAAAGAGAGCUCUCAGAAGAAGAAGAAGAAGAAGCAGAAGAAAUUAGAAGAAGGAAAAACCAACGACCCAGAGUCAUCGGCCCCAACACGUGGCAGAGGUCGUGGUAGAGGUCGUGGCAGAGGUCGAGGCAGAGGUGGGCCCACUUUUGAGCCAGGAACCGGACGUUCCAUACUGGAGGAGAAGGGAUUGUUUGACUCGGAUACAGACAGUGACACAUCUGACUCUGAUGAGGAAUACAAAAAACAUAAGAAAGAACAGGAUGCAGGCAUCGUGUUUGACGAGGGAGAGAGUCCCGAGCAGCUCCAGAAGGCCAGUUUUACCCUGAAGCAGCUCAUCCGUAAACUGCACAUCACAGAGCCGGUGGAACACGUCAUGUGCCUCAUAGGGAAAAAAUACCCAGCUACAAUGGAUGAGUUCUACCGUAGUCGUCUGCCCGGAACGUUUGAGGGGGAGAGGGCGGGAAAGCGUAUGAAACUUCCCAUACCUGAGACCUGGGAGACGCAGGUGUCCUUGAAGGGGAACAAGGCAAAAACAUGGGAAGAACUGCUGGACCACAAGAAGCUUCCAUUCAUGGCGAUGUUGCGAAACCUGCGUAACCUGAUAAAGGCAGGCAUAUCCCACAAGCAUCACACAGGGGUCAUACGACGACUCACUGACGAGAAACAAGUCAUAAACAGCAAGCAAUUUCCAUUCAGAUUUUUCUCUGCCUACGAAGUUUUGGAACAACUGUUACUGGAAUAUGAAAAAUCCCAAGCAGCAAUUGUCCAGGCAGCUGUAGAGGAGACCAGUACAGGGGGGACCCCCUCAAGCUCAGCCCCCAGGGGGUCAGGCAGGGGGAGGGGCAGGGGCAGAGGGAGGGGCAGAGGGGGCGGUGCUGGGGAAGGAGGGGCUAAGAAGGAGAAGCUGACAGCUGAAAACUGGUGGGCAGUGAAACAGAAGAGAAAGAAGGAGAAGGGUUCCAAGCCAAAGGAGACACCAUUUGAUAAUGGGCUGAUCAAUCGCUACCGCAAGGCCCUAGACACAGCAGUAAAGAUAGCCACGGUGUACAAUGUCCAGCCCAUACGAGGUCGCACAGUGAUCCUGUGUGACGUUGGACCCAACAUGACCGUGCCUUGUACAACGGCCAAGGGUUUUGGCAAACCUAGAACUAUGCGUGAAGUGAGUGUCUUGCUAGGCCUGAUGUGCAAGUAUUCCUGUGAGGAGAGCGUCCUGGUUGCCUUCAGUAGCUCAGAGUCACGUUACAUCAUCGUGGACCUUGACCCCGGCACCAUCCUGGAAAACAUGGCCGCCGUUCUAGGAGCGGACCUCUCACAAGGCGUGCCUGGAAAGUUUGAGGAGGGCCUACCUAUGGAUAUCCUGUACGACCAUUUACGAGACAGAAUUCAGAUUGACAACCUGCUGCUGCUGACGGGUGGCGGUUCCAGUGUACUGGCACAGCGCCGCACGGUGAGCGCCGUCCUUGACCUAUACCGGCGCAUCGUGAACCCUGACCUUCUCUAUGUUAAUGUCGGCUUUGCUGGGAAAACAUGCGGGUUUGACACAGACAUCAGGCCAGAGCAUCCCAACAACAUCUACAUCACCGGCUUCAGUGACCAGAUACUCAGGUUCAUAGCCGAGCGAGGUGAUGGGGGACAACUCCGCCACAUUGAGAUGAUUGACGAGGCGUUCCAGCUGAGUUCCCUGCCCAUGUUGCCUGGCAACAGGCCUGUCCCGCCCAGACUGGCACCAGAACGUAUGCUGCAGCUCCCGUCACACAUACCCAGAUGGCGUACAGCCCGGGUAUUUAUAUCGUCCACAUUCCGAGACAUGCACGGUGAGAGAGACCUACUGACAAGGUUUGUGUUCCCAGAGUUACGUGCCCUUUGCAAGCAACGCUUUAUCAACGUUCACGAGGUUGACCUUCGCUGGGGCGUGACAGAGGAAGAAACCAGGAAUGCUAAGACUCUAGAGCUGUGCCUGACAGAGAUCCAGAAGUGUCAGUUCUUCCUGGGUAUCCUAGGUAACAGGUACGGCUGGGUACCGGACCAGUACAUGGUACCGGACACAGACCAGUUUGCCUGGGUGCAGGACUACCCCACAGGACGGUCCGUGACAGAGCUGGAGAUGCAGGCCGGAGCGCUGGGGCUGCUUCCUGGACAGGACAUGAGGGCUCGUGCAUUCUUCUAUAUUCGGGACGACACAUUCCUCAGUGAUGUCCCGAAAGCCUUCCUGGAAGACUUUGUUGACAAGUCUGACUCGAGCCUAUACAACAUGGCACAGCUGAAGAAUAGGAUCCGGACCAGUGGCCUUGAACUGUUUGACAACUACCCAUGUAACUGGGGCGGGGUAGUGGAGGGGAAGCCCAUGGUUGCUGGGCUCGACCAGUUUGGAGCCCGAGCUCUCAACAACCUCUGGCUUGGCAUACAGAAUGAGAACCCGGAGGAGGCGGCCAUGUUGGAUGAACACACCCACUGCACGGGCCUUCACGACAGUUAUGUGCACCAACAGAGGGCGCUGUUUGUUGGACGCACCAAGCUACGUAAGGAGUGCCUCAAACUUCUGUCCGAGAUGAAGUCUGGGGUUGUGUGCCUCGCUGGGAAACCAGGCUCCGGGAAAUCUGCUCUUUUAGCAAGUCUGAUACAUGAGUACCAGGCUCUCAAGAUGUGUGACAGCAGCCUUACGAUUCUCACGCACUUUGUGGGUGCUGCGCCGGGGUCCACCAACAUCCUCGCAACACUGUGCAGGCUCUGUCACGAACUGAACGCACGCUUUUCCUUGCAGAUGGAAGUACCAGAGGACUUUAAGAAUAUUGUGCCACGGUUUGAGGAGAUGUUGACAGAAGCUGCCACCUACAGUGGUUCCCCUGUUGUGCUCUUCUUGGAUGGAUUUGAUGGAAUGGACCCUGCCCACCUGCCUCAUAAUCUUGACUGGCUGCCAGAAACAAGUAUCAAGAAUGUUGUCAUAGUGAUGACCUGUCAGACAGAGGGCAAGGUGCACAAGUCAUUACUGAAACGCAGCCCGAGGGAGCUGGUAGUGGAGGCACUGGACAUGUGGGACAAGUCGGAAGUUGUCAGGCGUCACCUGGCCACACACCGUAAGGCCCUCGAUGAGUCACCUUUCAACAAUCAGAUGAAGCUGCUGGUGUCUAAGAAGGAAGCCAAUGUCCCACUGUACCUGAGUCUGGCCUGUGAGGAACUCAGAGUCUAUGGACUCUUUGAUAAGAUGACAGCCAAGCUGAAGUCAUUGCCACAGACGGUUCCGUUGUUGCUACAGGAAGUGAUGUCACGGAUAGAGACCGAUAUUGGCAGGGAGCUUGUGGCCACCUCUUUGUCAUUGCUAGUUAUUGCUAGAGAUGGCCUUACCAUAGGAGAGCUUCACGACCUGUUGACUCUGCAAGUGUCGCUUGGCAACGAGAGGCCUAAGGUGAUGGACAUUGUCAAUAUAGAGCCUGGACCAGGCAACCGUCUGCCGUCCGUCCGUCUAGCGUUUCUGCAGAGGGCUCUGCAGGGAUUCCUCAACUCUGGACAGGAAGAGUCUGGUACCCUAUCAUUGGCUCAUGCUGACAUAAUGAAUGCAGUCAGGAACCGGUACUUGAAGGGAGCUGUUGCUGUGGAAACUGAACUAUUCCUGCACAGGCUUUUAGCAGGCUAUUUCUACACACAAGCAGACCCAACUCGUAACAGAACCUGGGUAGGAAAGUCCAGGCGAGCCUUUAAAGAACUCACUUACCAUCUGGCAAAAGGUGGUUGUUACUUAGAAUUGGAGGAGGUGGUGUGUAACCUACAGUUUGUGCACAACAAGUGUAUGUUGGGACUGGCUACUAGUCUAAUUGAAGACUACCAGUCUGUAGAGAUCAACAUGAAGACAAUGGAACGUGAGCAGGCCAAGUUUCUGGAGAAGCCUCGGGUCCGUGAUUACAAGUCCUUCAUUGCUCGCAAUCUGCAUGUGCUCUCUAGUUACCCGGCUCUGACCUGGCAGCAAGCCUUCAACGAGAUUGAUGACUCCGCAGUCCUAACAGAAGUCCGCGCGCUCAUGGACUCAGCGGAUGUGUCGCAUGAGAUCAAAUCCCUUGUUCAGUGGACCAGUAAGCCAGCGAUGGAAGACCCUUGCUACCUCAUUAUUCCCAAUCUGCCACAGGCCAUGACCUGUGUAGCGGUCUCACCGGACAACCAGCUCUUUGCAUGUGGAGGAUUUAACUGCCUCAUUCACCUGUAUGACAUCAACACCGGCAAGGAAGUGCGCAGUUUUCGAGGUCACGCUGACACAAUCACUGACGUGUGUUUUGUUGGGAAGAACAAACUGUGCAGUGUUUCCAUGGAUACCACUGUCAGUGUGUGGGAUGUCAAUGAUGGACAUAGAUUGUUCACACCGAAAGGUCACCAGAGACGUGUGAACUCAUGCACGUCAGACGUCCUUGGUAACAUCUUGGCUACUGCCUCCUGGGAUUGCACCCUCAAGAUCUGGGGCAUGGGGCGGGGGGACCUGAUGUGUGAGUUCAAAGUGGGCAGCCCAGUGAAUUGUGUGAGCUUCCACCACGAGGGUCAGAAGAUCGUGUCAGGUCAGUGGGACAGCACCAUCAAGAUUUGGGACGUCUUCCACAAGACCAAAAUUGCUGUUCUAAGAGGUCACAAGUCAUCAGUGAGGGACGUUGCCUAUUCCCCCAAUGGCCGCCAUAUUGCCUCUGCAGCGCUGGAUGGGGAUGUGAAACUGUGGGCCGCAGACAGUGGGGCUCAGGUUGGAAAUAUCAAGGGUCAUGCUCUGCCGAUCAACAAGCUGACCUUCUCUCCGUCCGGCGGUCAGCUGAUCACAGUUAGCGACGACCACAAAGUCAAGGUCUGGUCGGGUCACCUAGGCAAGCCUCUACAAGUGAUAGGGGACCAGGAAUGUGGACCAGCCGUAUCCAUAGCAAUAUCUCCACAGCGUGACAUGGUUGCCAUUGGUUACCAUUCUGGGGUCAUAGCCGUACAUGACACUGUCUCUGGUGCAAAAGUUUGUUCCCGUCAAGUUUACUCGGCGUCUGUGCGUUGUCUGCAUUACAUCGGCACCAACCAUCUGCUGUCUGGAUCAGACGACACAUUUGCCAAGAUCCUGUCUAUCAAUCUGAGUGACUCCAAAGUGAUCACAGGACACCUGAAGGGCAUCAUGUCCCUCGCUGUUUGCAGAGACUACUUUGCACUCGCCUCCGAAGAUUGCACGUGCUCGCUGUAUGACAACCCCUUCAAAUACACAGGAAAACCCAACUUCAGCAGCGUGAGACGUCUAGUGACCCUUGGCACUCACACAGGGCCUGUAACCAGCUGUAGUUUCAACAAGCUGGGAACCAGGCUGGCAACAGGAAGUAGAGACAUGUCAUUGAGGAUCUGGGAUGUUCUAGACGUUUUGUUAAACCCUGACAGUCCCGUGCCACUACAUGUAAUACACCAGUGCCAUCAGGACUGGAUCACAGACUGCCGUUGGUCAAACAUGGCGGACACCAUAGUUACCAGCGCCAAUGACUUCAACCUGAAGGUGUGGGAUGUGUCCAAGAUUGGAAACACGCCCGGGCAGACCCUGAGGGACUCCACCGGACCCAAUAUUGCCAAGGAGAAAUACUGCCUUACCGGCCAUUCAGCGUCGGUCAAUCAGAUUGGCUACAGUUAUGGGUGUGUGGUGUCGACAUGUGCAGACGGCUCUGUGAAGAUGUGGUCUCACCGGGGUGUGGAGAUCACCACUCUGUAUGGGCACACUCAACGGGUGCUGGGGUGUGACAUCUAUGUCGAGGUGGCGGGCGAAACAGAAGAACCAGCCUGA